GCACUGCUGUAUCAGCUUGCUAGUGCAUGUAACCACCAGCAGUGCAGUCCAUGCAUCCAUGCAUGGGACAGGGCACACAUCUCACGUUGCUAGCCAUAAUCACUCAAUUAAUCAUGAUCAAACAUCGACCUAACGGCUAGCAAUAUUGUCUUCAAGUUCAUAUAUAUAUAGCACACAUUGCAUCCGGAUUCUUCCGGCCAGUCUCACUAGCUAGCUACAUCGAUCGAUCAGAAUUCAGAAACAGCAAGGUAGAUCGGCCAUGGUGAGCUUCAGGGCACAGCGGAGCGAGCCGGAGCUGCUAUCGCCGGCCCGUGCGACGCCGCGGGAGACCAAGGCCCUGUCGGACCUGGACGACCAGCGGACGCUGCGGUACUACGAGACGGUGGUGGGCUUCUUCCGUAGCAACAGCGGGCGGCCCGAUAACCCGGCCCAGGCCAUCAGGGCGGCCCUCAUGGAGGCCCUGGUGUACUACUACCCGAUCGCCGGCCGGCUCAGGGAGGACGCUGGCGGGAGGCUCGUGGUGGACUGCGCGGGCCAAGGGGUGGUGUUCGUGGAGGCCUGCGUGGACGUCCGUCUCGAGGAGUUCGGGGAGCCGCUGCUGCCGCCGUACCCGUGCGUCGAGGAGCUCCUGUGCGACGUCGGCGACACCAGGGCCGUCGUCGGCAGGCCGUUGCUCUUCAUGCAGGUGACGCGACUCAAAUGCGGGGGAUUUGUUCUUGGUUUCCACAUCUGCCAUAACCUCGCCGACGGCUUCGGCAUGGCCCAGUUCAUCAAAGCUGUAGCCGACAUAGCACGAGGAGAAGCGGCCCCGACCAUUUUACCCGUAUGGCAAAGAGAGCUACUAGUAACAGCACGCAGCUGCUUACCCGCCAUGACCAGGAGCAUCUCGCCGGGACACGAAUUACCACCGGUAAACAACGGCCCAGGCACCCCAACCCCAACCAGAGACUUGAUGCUCUCAACGCCGCCCAAGAACAUGGAGGCCCAGUACUUCCUCUUCGGCCCAAGAGAGAUCUCAACCUUACGAGGCCUUAUACCGGCGGGCCAAGCCCAAUCCGCCACCAUCUUCGAGCUGGUGACCGCCGUCAUGUGGCGAGCCCGCACGGCGGCCCUGGGCUACGGGCCCAGCCAGCGCGUGCGGCUGAUGAUCACCAUGAACGCCCGUGGCAGAUGGAAUACCCACACCCGGAUCCCGAGGGGAUACUACGGCAACGCGCACGUGUCCCCGAUCGCGGAACUCGCCGCGGGGGACCUCUGCGCGCAGCCGCUGGGCGACACGGUGGAGCUCGUGCGGCAGACGAAGCGCGGCAUGACCAAGGAGCGGAUGGAGUCCAUGGUGGAGGCCGUGGCGUCGCUGCGGGAGUGGCCGCCGUCCGCCAUGGACAGGGUGUACGAGGUCUCGGAUAUCAGGUGGACGGCGGUCAAUGUGCUAAGGUUUGGGUGGGCCGAGCUGGCCGGCGGCGGCAUUCCUUUGGCCGGGGACCUCACGUCCAAGCUGGGGAGCGAUCACGUCCGGUGCGAGAAUGAGAAGGGCGAGGUCUCCACCGUUGUGUCCAUGCUGCUGCCAAGGGCGGCCAUGGCCAGGUUUAGGCAGGAGAUGGCCGUAUGGCUCAACCACCGAGAGGAUGAUGAAGACACCAAGAAUUUGCCUAUACUGAGUUCCCUGUAGCCAGCUACAUCAGCCUGGCUGCAUAAUUGAUUUUCAUUCAGCCGUAUACUCCUCUGGGUCUCUGAUAUGUUACACGUCUUUCAUGCUCAUGGACGUGUGGUUACUUGUGCAGUGCAAUCGACCAAAUUCUAAUUUUGGAUAUGAAAAUUUGUAAGGAGUGAACGUUCUCCUUUUUGUCGGGCGCUAGCUUUGGUCGUCCUUCCGGUCAAGAGUGUGGGACACGUCCACGUUAGCAUCAGCGUGGCAUUGUCUCACAUUAAUUUAUACAAAUGAUCUUUUUUUUCAGAUAAAUUUAGUCGGUCGCCCAAGACCAUAUUUUUCUUUUCAAUAAAUCUAUUGGAGAA
Molecule: messenger RNA, 2013 nt
Organism: Brachypodium distachyon (stiff brome)
Lineage: Eukaryota; Viridiplantae; Streptophyta; Magnoliopsida; Poales; Poaceae
Product: acyl transferase 1
Exons: 2
Coding region: 260-1669 (469 amino acids)
Source: RefSeq, a predicted model, not a curated record